Messenger RNA from Acanthochromis polyacanthus (spiny chromis), 1029 nucleotides. Its product is annotated as Rieske domain-containing protein-like. The coding region runs from base 357 to 878 and encodes 173 amino acids. The transcript has 4 exons. NCBI's taxonomy places the organism in Eukaryota, Metazoa, Chordata, Actinopteri, Pomacentridae. Gene Ontology annotation, molecular function: 2 iron, 2 sulfur cluster binding. The record is from RefSeq and is a predicted model, not a curated record.
UGGGGACAACAUUGGAUGUAACACACAACAUUGGCUCUUCCGCAAACUCAUCGGAAUCAGCGGGUAUCUCGAAACCUCUUAGUUCAGGUUACAUUAAUAAUUUCAUACACAUCCAAAUUAUUAAACAGCCUAGUUGGAGACAGAUAAAGCGAUGUUUCUGCGUAGUUUUAGAGAAAUAAAUCUCAUGUCCCGCUGCUAACACGUAGCAUCUCCAGCAACUAGUUACCGCUUGGAAGAGAAACAUCCAGUGAGAAAAACUGCCGGGGACGACCACCUGCAGGACUAAGAGGUGACAUACUGAGUCCCAGAUGCUACCAGACUACAUAAAAGAAAAUCUGCAGUGAGAAGCGAUCAGCAUGUCGUCUGAGGAGGAGACUUCUCAGACGUCCUCUUCUUCCAUGUCUCCUCCUUCCUCCUCCUCCACCACCGCCCAUUUCAUCGGUAAGAAGGAGGAGAUUGUCAAGGCCGGCCGUGUGACCAAGCUGGUGAACCGAUGCAGGGAUGUGCUGGUCCUGUACCACCAGGGGCAGCUUCAUGCAAUGGACAUGCGCUGUUACCAUGCAGGUGGUGCACUGCAGCAUGGAGACAUUGAGGAGUUUAAUGGGAGGCUGUGUAUCGUGUGUCCGUGGCACAAGUACAAGAUCACACUAGAGGAAGGGGAAGGGCUUUACCAAGCUGUGGAUGAUCCUAUGGCCAAACCCCUGAGGACUUACUGGCGCUCCAAAGGCGUCAAACAGAGGAUUCAUAAGGUCACGGAGGUCAACGGGGACGUAUAUGUAACUCUGAAUGACUCCAGCGAGGCCAUCGAGUCAGACACCUACCAGACUGAGAGAUUUAGGACUGGCUCACUCAGUGCCCAGCCUAAACCCAGGAAAUAACUGGAGACUCAAGGAUGUUUCAGGAAAACAAUCAAAAAUACUUGAAUGAUUCAGGGGUAAUUUUGGAAGGUCUUUAUCUUGGAAAAAUCUAAAUAUUUGAAAAUCAGUUUAUUUCAAAACGAGUGAAAUAAAGAAUAAAUGUUAAACUGUU